Molecule: messenger RNA, 324 nt
Organism: Protopolystoma xenopodis
Lineage: Eukaryota; Metazoa; Platyhelminthes; Monogenea; Polystomatidea; Polystomatidae
Source: the annotation of a GenBank genome assembly
AUGCAACUGGUCUCCGUUGAGUAUCACCUCGCAGUGCACCAACGGAAGGUGGACCACUUUCCUUUCGUGCUCGAGUGCCGGGGCCCUGUGGACGUCUGGCCUGCACAUGAGCCGGAAGUCGGGCCAGAUGCCAACAGUCUGUCCUCCCGGCUACUGGAAUACCGGACAGACUGGCCUCCUAUUGGCCGGCUGGUGCCCCUCCAAACGGGACUCGAGUCAGCCGAGGUCGGUUGGGCUGGAUGCAAUGCAGUCAAGCAAUGGCCCGACUCGGUUCAGCCUCCAUCCACACACAAUCCAGCCCCCUCCCCGCCCGACGACGGGUGA